CCACGAUUCACCCGUCGCGCAGAUUCUGCGCCGCGUUAAUUAAUAAAGCGCGAUGACAAUCAUUCACUCGUGUAAUCGGUCGCCUCAACGUUACGAGCACUCACCGCGAGAGUAGAAAACGGUUAUUUCAAUUGUUUGUUUAGAAUCUGGAUUGUUAAACUUGAGUUUUAAGUGUACUCUGCAACAGUAUAAAUAAUAUAUUUUGCAAUCUGGAGAUUGCACAGAGGCUGAACUUCGUCUUCGAGAGUGCGACUGAUAAGCAAGUUUCGUUUUGUGUGGUUUUGUGAUUGGAUAGGUUAGGUGGUAGAUGACAGAUUACGAAUGACAGAUAAGGGGAAGCUUGUAGGAGAGGAAGAUCCACGAUUGGUAUCCCACUUCUGAAGUUGUAGGAAGAUGAAACACUUUAAUUCCACUUCUGAUUAAUUGUCAAGAUAAACACUUUAUUGGAGAAUAGUACAAAGGUUUUCUUUGAUGACAUAGAAAAGAUGACUGCCAAUUAUUCCAAUAAUUUAUUGAAAAAUGUCCACCAGGAUCUAGAUUCACCAAAUAAUGGUGAAACAUUUUCGGUACAAGGGGAUUAUGAUUACUGGCAUUACAAUUGUGACGGUUUCAAUGAUAGGGGCUGGGGAUGUGGAUAUAGAACACUGCAAACCAUUUGUUCUUGGAUCAUAAACAAUGAACGUUUGCAAAAGACUGUUCCUAGUAUUGAUACAAUACAAAAGACCCUUGUUGCAGUCGAAGAUAAAGACGUGACAUUUAUUGGCUCAAAAGAAUGGAUAGGAAGUUUUGAAGUAUCUGUUGUGUUAAAUCAACUGUAUGACGUUCUUAGCAAAAUAAUUCACAUUUCGAGGGGAAAGGAAUUGAUAAAUCAUGUAGAUAGCAUUAAAAAGCAUCUUGAGCAAUUUGGCAGUCCCAUCAUGAUGGGUGGUGAUAGAGAUUGUUCCAGCAAGUGUAUAGUAGGAUUACAUAUUGCAGAUAAGGAUGUAUAUCUGCUAAUAGUGGAUCCGCACUUUGUCGGAAAAGCUAAGAGCGCGGAACACUUGAGGAACGAUCGUUGGGUGAAGUGGCAAAACUUGAAUGACUUCAUCGACAGUUCAUUUUAUAAUUUGUGUCUACCGCAGCUCAAAUAUCACACAUUAAAUAAAUAGCGUUAAAUAUAUAUUUUUAUAUUAUCUAUAUAAAAUAAUGUCGUGUAAUAAUUUCUUUGAAAAUUGCAAUUAUUUCAAAAAUGCAAUUUUAUAAGACACACUGAUUUACAGUAUAUAAUUCAUACUUAAGAAUUGUACAUAAACCUGACGUUCGU
This is a messenger RNA of Ooceraea biroi (clonal raider ant), 1303 nucleotides long. RefSeq names its product UFM1 specific peptidase 1 (gene Ufsp1). The record is from RefSeq and is a predicted model, not a curated record. Gene Ontology annotation, molecular function: deUFMylase activity. Lineage: Eukaryota; Metazoa; Arthropoda; Insecta; Hymenoptera; Formicidae.